Rhododendron vialii is the source of this 2404-nucleotide messenger RNA. RefSeq names its product plastidial pyruvate kinase 2-like. Bases 255 to 1979 code for a protein of 574 amino acids. The transcript is spliced from 12 exons. The record is from RefSeq and is a predicted model, not a curated record. Gene Ontology annotation, cellular component: cytoplasm; chloroplast stroma. Gene Ontology annotation, molecular function: magnesium ion binding; pyruvate kinase activity; potassium ion binding. NCBI's taxonomy places the organism in Eukaryota, Viridiplantae, Streptophyta, Magnoliopsida, Ericales, Ericaceae. Gene Ontology annotation, biological process: glycolytic process.
UGGGCCCAUCUGUCUCCAUCCGCAUGAACGACGUCGUCCCAUCAAGAAAAUCCGUUUUUUUCCCAACAGCUAUAAACGAGGGCAAACGCAUCAAAUCGAUCGUUUUCUGUUCGAUACAAACGAUGAAACGAAGCAGCCUCCUUCCCCUCCUUCCCUCUCCGCCAAACAGAUCUCUCUCUCAUUUUCAACGCCAAACACAACUCCUCACUUCAUAGUCUCUCUCUCUCUCUCUCUCUCUCUCUAGACGUACAUCAAUGGCACAAGUAGUGGCCACUCGACCGAUUCAAAGCUCCUUACUCUGCCCCACCUUCCAAAACCAAUUCGACAAGAAGAUCAAGCCUUACGGGUUUUCUUCCAAUUUUUUGAUAGCUCGCCGCAAGCAACGAAAGGGCCUCAGAGUGACUCGCAUUAACGCACCGAUCCUCGCCAAGAGAUCCGCACGUACCGAGACUGAGGUCGUUCCUGUCUCCCCCGAAGAUGUACCAAAGAUGGAAGAGAAAAUUCAGUACCUACGAGAGCAGCUUGGUGACAGUUCCAUGAGUAUGUGGGCUAAGCCUACAGUUAGACGCAAGACAAAGAUUGUUUGCACAAUUGGUCCUUCCACGAACACUAAGGAAAUGAUAUGGAACCUUGCUGAGGCUGGGAUGAAUGUUGCUCGCCUGAAUAUGUCCCAUGGAGACCAUGCAUCUCAUCAAAUUGUUAUUGAUUUGGUUAAAGAAUAUAAUUCUCAAAACAAAGACAACGUCAUUGCAAUAAUGCUUGACACUAAGGGCCCCGAGGUUCGGAGUGGCGACUUGCCUCAACCAAUCAUGUUAGCAAGUGGCCAGGAAUUCACAUUCACGAUUAGGAGAGGAGUUGGCAUGGCAGACACUGUCAGUGUGAACUAUGAUGAUUUUGUCAAUGAUGUAGAAGUGGGUGACAUGCUCCUUGUUGAUGGGGGUAUGAUGUCAUUAGUCGUUAAAUCCAAGACAGAAGAUUCAGUAAAAUGUGAGGUUGUCGACGGAGGGGAGCUUAAAUCUAGACGACAUCUCAAUGUUCGAGGAAAGAGUGCGACACUUCCAUCCAUCACUGAAAAGGACUGGGAUGACAUCAAGUUUGGAGUGGACAAUAAAGUUGACUUCUAUGCUGUUUCCUUCGUCAAAGAUGCUGCAGUGAUCCAUGAAUUGAAGAAUUACCUACAAAGUUGUGGUGCUGAUAUACAUGUCAUUCCGAAAAUUGAAAGUGCAGAUUCCAUUCCGAAUUUGCAUUCCAUAAUCAUGGCGUCUGAUGGGGCAAUGGUUGCAAGAGGAGAUCUUGGCGCAGAGCUUCCAAUUGAGGAGGUUCCAUUGUUGCAGGAAGAGAUAAUCAGGAUGUGUCGUAGCAUGGGGAAAGCUGUUAUUGUUGCAACAAAUAUGCUGGAAAGCAUGAUUGUCCAUCCAACACCAACCCGAGCUGAGGUUUCAGACAUUGCCAUUGCAGUUCGAGAGGGUGCUGAUGCAGUUAUGCUCUCUGGAGAAACUGCUCAUGGGAAGUUUCCAUUGAAAGCUGUCAAAGUUAUGCACACUGUAGCAUUACGGACUGAAGAAACCUUGGUUGGAGGGGAAACACCUUCAAAUCUUGGCCAGGCCUUCAAGAAUCAUAUGAGCGAGAUGUUUGCAUUCCAUGCAACAAUGAUGUCUAACACUCUUGGAACCUCAAUUGUUGUCUUCACCAGAACUGGUUUCAUGGCCAUUCUACUGAGCCAUUAUCGGCCUUCAGGCACCAUAUUUGCAUUCACAAACGAGAAAACAGUGCAGCAAAGGCUGGCCUUAUACCAAGGAGUCCGUCCAAUUUACAUGGAGUUCUCUGACGAUGCAGAAGAAACCUUUGAAAAUGCGGUGGAUUUGUUGCAGAAGCAAGGGAUGGUGAAGCAAGGGGAGCACGUAGCUCUUGUUCAGAGUGGAAGACAACCCAUCUGGCGAUUCCAAUCGACCCACAACAUCCAGGUCAGGAAAGUUUAGAGGACAGAUUCGACACAGAAAGCCAUCAUAAAGAAAGGCCGUUUGGCGGGAAAAUCUUGUGGAUAUCUGUUCCGGUCGGUUUGCAGGAGUUUUUUGUCUACCUUAUAUUGCCACCCAUGAGCACCCUCUUUCAGUUUGCUUUUCCUUUAUGUUGUUCUGUUUUUGUCAACUUGUUUUCGUGAAAGACUCUUGAUCUAAACCAAACCCAAGUCAGAUCUAGGAAUGACCAUAUGUCAACUCCAGGCCGCGUUGCUUAGCUAUCCUCAAAUAGAAGAGAAGGGAGAUCCGGCUAGAGAUUCUGUCUAGGUCUUUUGGUUUAGUCAAAGUUGCUUCCUACGGCUACGUUGAUCAUAGACUUUUCUUGUAAUAGCUUGAUGUACUCUUUUGUUCAAGUUAAUAAUACUCUAUUCUUUUUCUGGUGAAAA